AUGAUGAUCGACCAAGUCGACGAUCGGCUCAGCGAACUUCCCGAACAUCUCCUCCGCCGCAUCCUCUGCUUUGUCGACUCCAAAACCACCGUCCGAACAAGCCUCCUCUCCCGCCGUUGGAGAUCCGUCUGGAAAGGCGUCCCUGCCCUCAAUCUCAACCUAAAUUCCUUCCACAGCUUCCCUACCUUCACCCAAUUCAUCUCCCACAUCCUCUCCCGCCGUUACGGCUCCGCCGUGGUCGAGGAGAUCACCUUGGACAUGGGCCCCGUGUCGUCCGCCACAAUCGAAGCGAGAUCGAUGUACGAGACGCUCUUCUACGCUACUUUCAGGACGCUCGCCACUCUUCUACGCUACGUAUUGUCGGGCCAAGACCGGGCGGGUCGACCCGUUCGCUGA
Messenger RNA from Linum tenue, 396 nucleotides. Lineage: Eukaryota; Viridiplantae; Streptophyta; Magnoliopsida; Malpighiales; Linaceae. The record is from the annotation of a GenBank genome assembly.